GCUCUGCCUGUGGCCCUACCUCACCGGGGAAGACACCCGCGCUGGAGCCUGUAGGAUAGGGAAGAAGUGUGGGUUCCGAGGGCCGCGUCGGGACACGUAAGUUUGCACGGUUGUCGCCCUACAGGCAGCGCCGGAAGCGCUGCAGUUUGACGCCCGCGCCCCUCCGUUUUCGAAGGGGCAACGCUCUUCCUCCGGACCUGCUCCGCCUCAGCUUCUCGCCCCUCCUCCCGAGGCCGAAGCCCCCAGCCUAGGUGGGGCGGCGCAGCCUGAGCUCCCGGACCCGGAAGAAGCGCCAUUCCCCGCCUCCAUGGAGCCCAGCGCGCUGUCCCUCACCGAGGAGGACCUGACUGAAGUGAAGAAGGACGCUUUAGAAAACUUGCGUGUAUAUUUGUGUGAAAAAAUCAUAGCUGAGAGACAUUUUGAUCAUCUACGUGCAAAAAAAAUACUCAGUAGGGAAGACACUGAAGAAAUUUCUUGCCGAACAUCAAGUAGAAAAAGGGCUGGAAAAUUACUAGACUACUUACAAGAAAACCCCAAAGGACUAGAUACCCUUGUUGAAUCUAUUCGGCGAGAAAAAACACAGAACUUCCUGAUACAGAAGAUUACAGAUGAAGUGCUGAAACUUCGAAAUAUAAAACUAGAACAUCUAAAAGGACUAAAAUGUAGCAACUGUGAGCCUUUUCCAGAUGGAGCCACAAACAGCAUCUCUCGAUCAAAUUCAGAUGAGAGUAAUUUCUCUGAAAAACGGAGAGCGUCCACUAUCAUGUACCAUCCAGAAGGAGAAUCCAGCACAGCCCCCUUUUUUUCUACUGAUUCAUCUCUGAAUUUGCCUGUUCUAGAAGUAGGCAAAGCUGAAAAUCCCACCUUCUCUUCAACUACACUUCCCAGACCUGGGGACCCCGGGGCUCCUCCUCUGCCCCCAGAGCUGCAGUUAGAAGGAACUUGUGGAAACUCUAGUGAGAUGUUUCUCCCCCUAAGAUCACGUGCCCUUUCACGGCAAUGACAGUUCACAACCUCUUAAUGUUUUUAGUAAGACUAAUAUUUGAAAAUAUAUGAAUCUUCUUACAAAACUGCUAUAAUGACUUAUUAACACCAAUACAUGUCUUUUAAAAUGCAAUAUAAGCACACUUUGUAAAUAGACUUUUUUGGGGGAAAAGCAGCAUAUUUUUAGAUAGCUAAAGUAAACCAUGUGGAUCAUGUACUUUUCAGAAUUUUGUAUUUUUUUAAUAGUUUAUUUUUUAUUGUAUUUUUUUCCAGUACCAUUUAAUUCCCCUAAUACCCUCUUUGAGGUAUUUGGUGUUUUCACAUUUUUUAUGUUUUAAGACCAAUUUUAAUAGGGAGCAUUUCUCUAUUUGGUAAGGGAGUCUUAGGCUGGAAGUGAUGUUGUUUCUCAGUGCAUUUGUGCUAGAAAUUUUCACAGUCUAACAGUCCUUUCCAUCCAUCCAACAGUAAAUUUUCAGGAUUAAGCUGUUUGUAAUUGGUAAUAAAGCCAAUCACUGAUGGGGAGAAAAAUACCAGUGUACCAAAAAAAUCUUUCCUGCUCAGUUUGGCUUACAGACACUUACAGAGUCCCCUUCUGAUGCGGAGGAACAUCUGACUAGUUUGAGCCACCUCAGAUCUCAAUUAGCCAAAAUACAUUUAUUAACCUUACUAAUCCAUGCUACUUUCUUGAGAUUUUCACAUUCUUCUCUUUAGUAUUUUCACUCCAAAAGAAAAAUCUUUACAAAAACCUGUUAUUACCUGUAAUUUGGUGAAAUUCUUAAAAAUACUUUUUCUGUACUGUCUACUCUCUUUUAUUGAGAACCACUGUACAAGUUUAAAUAACUAGCACAAGAUGUUUUUUUCUAUGUGGGUAUGUGACAGUCUGUUUUAUAUACUACUUGGAACAAAUAGGCCAUAAGUUUUGUUAUAUCACAAAGUUUUACUAAAUUUAUGCAUUUAUAAAUUAGGUGCUCAUUGUGUCCAUUUAAAGUAUAAUUCUAUCUAUACUUGAAAAAAGCAGAGAUGGAAACAUGCUAUUAACAAUAAAAAUUUUUGAAUUGUGCUAUAUUU
Molecule: messenger RNA, 2052 nt
Organism: Phyllostomus hastatus (greater spear-nosed bat)
Lineage: Eukaryota; Metazoa; Chordata; Mammalia; Chiroptera; Phyllostomidae
Gene: BCL10
Product: BCL10 immune signaling adaptor
Exons: 3
Coding region: 308-1003 (231 amino acids)
Biological process (GO): positive regulation of extrinsic apoptotic signaling pathway; canonical NF-kappaB signal transduction; apoptotic process
Cellular component (GO): cytosol; CBM complex
Molecular function (GO): NF-kappaB binding; transcription coactivator activity; protein kinase B binding
Source: RefSeq, a predicted model, not a curated record